AUGCCGCCGCGCCGCCGAGUGUCGGGCUACCGCGGCGUCCGCCAACGUCCCAACGGCGGGUUCUACUCCGAGAUACGGUCCGGUCAACUCCGGCUCGGCCUCGGCACCUUCGAGACGGCGCACGAGGCCGCCCGCGCGUACGACGCGGCGGCGUGGCGCCUAGGCAGGCCGCGCCCGCAGAUGAACUUCCAGGACGUGGACACGCUCCAACAGGCACUGGACGUCGCCCCCGCCGCCUCGUCUUACCACGGCACAAGACCGUGCGGAGCAUGCUGA
Messenger RNA from Aegilops tauschii subsp. strangulata, 276 nucleotides. Lineage: Eukaryota; Viridiplantae; Streptophyta; Magnoliopsida; Poales; Poaceae. The record is from RefSeq and is a predicted model, not a curated record.